GUAAACAACACAAGCGCCUGUAUCGUCAGCUGCUCGCACGUGUGGAGCUGGCUGUAAAAAACGAUAUUGUAGACGUUGCGGAGGUAAUUAUUCCAACAAUGUCCUCAGUUGAGUCUUUGAGAGAGUUUGUCACCGAGCGACUCACUGCCGCUGCUCAAGAAAUAUUCGGAGUCUUUGAAAAAACUAUCUUCCAGUACGAGGAAGAGGUCGACCGUCAGCGCAGACUGCUGGAUGUCGUUUGGAAACCUGCAAUAAAGCUACACAGGAUAG
Anoplopoma fimbria (sablefish) is the source of this 270-nucleotide messenger RNA. RefSeq lists its product as uncharacterized. The record is from RefSeq and is a predicted model, not a curated record. Lineage: Eukaryota; Metazoa; Chordata; Actinopteri; Perciformes; Anoplopomatidae.